GUCGGUUCCUUCUUCUACACUCUUCCUGUAUCUCACUUUAUCAUGUUCGCCACACGUCUUGCCCGUCCCUUGUCCGCCACGGCUUUUGCUGCCAAGCGCACCGUUGGCGUCCGUGCAGGAAGCACAUUUGCAAAGUACAAUUGGCAAGAUCCUUUGAAUCUUGACAAGCUUUUGACCGAUGAGGAAAAGAUGGUUCGUGAUGCUGCAAACGAAUACUGUCAGGAAAAGCUUUUGCCCCGCGUUAUUGAAGGUUACCGCAAUGAGACGUUCGACCGUGAUAUCAUGUCUGAGAUGGGUGAGCUUGGUUUCCUCGGCUCCACUAUUGAUGGUUUUGGCUGUGCUGGUGUUUCAUCGGUUGCCUAUGGUUUGACUGCACGUGAAGUUGAACGUGUCGACUCUGGCUACCGCUCAGCUAUGUCCGUCCAAUCUUCUUUGGUUAUGCACCCCAUCAACGCCUACGGUACCGAGGCCCAGAAGGAGAAGUAUUUGCCUAGACUUGCAAAGGGUGAGAUCAUCGGCGCAUUUGGAUUAACAGAACCAAAUCACGGCUCGGAUCCAGCUGGUAUGGAGACCACUGCCAAGAAGGUCAAUGGUCACUUUGUCUUGAACGGCAGCAAGACCUGGAUCACUAACUCUCCCGUUGCUGAUGUCUUUGUCGUGUGGGCCAAGAACCUGGAUGAAGAGGGUGCUCCCAUUCGCGGUUUUAUUUUGGAAAAGGGCAUGAAGGGCUUGGAAGCUCCCGCCAUCAAGGGCAAGUUCUCGCUUCGUGCUUCGAUCACUGGUAUGAUCAUGAUGGAUACCGUUGAAGUUCCUGUCGAGAACAUGUUGCCUGCUGUCAAGGGUCUCAAGGGUCCCUUUGGUUGUUUGAACAACGCCAGAUACGGUAUUGCUUGGGGCGCCCUCGGUGCUGCCGAAGCAUGCUUGGAAGUUGCUCGCGAAUAUACUCUUGACCGUAAGCAGUUCGGCAAGCCCUUGGCCAGCAAGCAAUUGAUCCAAAAGAAGAUGGCUGAUGCACACACUGAAAUUGCCCUUGGUCUCCAAGCAUGUGUCCAGGUCGGUCGUCUCAAGGACUCUAGCGAACUCGCUCCUGAGAUGAUCUCCAUGAUCAAGCGCAACUCCUGCGGCAAAGCCUUGAACAUCGCUCGUGAUUGCCGUGAUAUGUUGGGUGGCAACGGUAUCAGCGACGAAUACCACAUCAUCCGCCACGCCGCUAACCUUGAAGCUGUCAACACUUACGAAGGCACUCAUGAUAUCCACGCUUUGAUUCUCGGAAAGGCCAUCACCGGUAUCCCUGCCUUUGCGUAAACAAAAGUGUAUAGAAAAAGCAUGACCCUCUUCCUUGUAACAUAAUCAUUCAUCAAUUCCUUUUUUCCCCUUUUCUUCCAUUGCCAUUAACCAUUGUCUUGUAUAAUAAAACAUACCUGUGCCUAUUCAA
Zychaea mexicana is the source of this 1435-nucleotide messenger RNA. Its product is annotated as glutaryl-CoA dehydrogenase. The record is from RefSeq and is a predicted model, not a curated record. Gene Ontology annotation, cellular component: mitochondrial inner membrane. The transcript is spliced from 7 exons. Lineage: Eukaryota; Fungi; Mucoromycota; Mucoromycetes; Mucorales; Lichtheimiaceae. Gene Ontology annotation, biological process: fatty-acyl-CoA biosynthetic process; fatty acid beta-oxidation using acyl-CoA dehydrogenase. Bases 43 to 1305 code for a protein of 420 amino acids. Gene Ontology annotation, molecular function: flavin adenine dinucleotide binding; glutaryl-CoA dehydrogenase activity; fatty-acyl-CoA binding.